GUUUAAAGCUUUAAGACAAAUCUUUGUUUCAUAACAUCACUGUAAGUUACUUACACUUUCAGGGCAGAAUAUUUAUAAGGCAUUCAAUGCCUCACUGGGGUUUAAGUGUCCUUAGAGCAUGGGGCAGCUCCACACAGGUAACAUGAAAGGAACAGAGGUGGCAGAAUUACAGGAUAUGUACAAAAAGUUUGUUCUAGAAUGCCCCAGCGGAGGUCUCCAUUUACAUGAAUUUAAGCAGUUUUUUGGCAUUACCAGCCAGAGUGAAGCAUCUGAAUAUGCUGAGAAUGCAUUUAAAUCCUUUGACACGAAUGGGGAUAACAUGAUAGACUUUUUGGAAUACGUAGCAAUUUUAAACCUAGUACUCAGAGGAAAACUUGAGCACAAACUGAAGUGGUCAUUUAAAGUGUACGACACCAACAGGAAUGGCUUUCUUGAUAAGGCUGAACUAAGGAAAAUGGUGAAGAGUGUCUAUAAUGUCAAACAAGGAUGGGCAAGAAAUAUGGAUACUCAGAUGUCAACCCCAGAGGAAGUGUGUAACAGAAUAUUUCAACUGAUGGAUGAAAAUAAUGAUGGAAAAAUUUCACUGAAAGAGUUUGUUGAUGGAGUGCAAAGAGAUGAGUGGGUAAGGAAAAUGCUAAACAUAGAUCCCACAGAAUGGAUCCUCGAGCACCAAAGAAAAAUGAAUGCAGAUGAAAAGGACCAAACACUGGAGGAAAAAGACAUGUCGUCAGACCUUCCCUAGCAUUGGUUAUUGAAUGUGAAAUAUUUUCAGCAUGAUGGCACUUUGAUCCCAUGAAAUGAAAAGUAUAAAAUGGGCAAAGGCAUUUUAGCUAUUAUAUAAUCUAAGCAGUAGUUAUGAGGUUGAGUACUAUCUCUUGAUCAUUUUCCAGAAUAACAUCUUUCAGAUAACCAAGCAGAAAAAAAUAGGUUCCAAGGGUAUGUGAUAUGCUAACAUAUCAGAUAUAUUAACCUGAACAUACUUCCAGAAUAUUUCUGUCUGAGAACAAUUCCAAAAUAUAUGUAUGUAAUCUGCUUUAUUUAAUCCACAUCACCAACAUUUUUCUGAUCCUAACUUAUAUAUUCAAUUUAUAAAGCAUUAAAUGCCAUUCACAGAGGGUUUUUAAAUAGUUCUCCCUUAGGAAGAAAUUAUAAUAGAAUGGAAGUUGUCCCAAAUCCAGUUCCAUUGUUUCCUGGUUAUUCUUUGACCCAAAUCUUGUACCCAUUUUCUCAUAUAUGCAUCCUAGUUCUGAUCAAAGCAUAACCAAAGGUCAUAGAAUCUUGCAAUUAUGCCUUCAUUCAAAUAGGAGAGGAAAAGAAUACUUUUUGAGCACUUGUCACAGUGGGAGAUGAAACUCAUUUGCAAGGAGUAUGUACAAGGAAACCAAAAGACAGCUGUCUGAACCUUGCUAGAGAACCAGUUUAAUAUUUCAGAGUGCUGGCAUGGUUUGGGGACUAGUACUGCAUACAUAUGAGCUUGCAUUUGCACUCUCAUAAAAUCUGUUCCACUCAAUCAUUUUUUUUCAAUAAAUACAAAUUCAUUUAAAAAAAUCAAAUGCUUGUGCCUCUAAAAGAGCAUCAACCUAUAAAGCCGUGCUGAACAUUUUGCUUCAAAAAGUCAGAAUGAAACCAUACAUACUCCUAUAACUAGCUAAAAACAGCAUUGUGUGUGCAUGCAUCAAGGCAAGCAACUGCUGUGCCUUAACAGCAUUUCCAGCCACCAAAAAAGAAAGAUGCAUCAGAACAAACUAUGACUCAAGGCUGAGCCAGGCUAUUUUAAGCAAUGAGCUGUCAAGCAACUACUGUACUGCUAUCUUUUCCACCACCCCCCUCCCAAGCUUAGGCUUAACUUGUAUGGAUGUUCAGCAGUACUUAGCUCUAGAAUCUAUUUUAAUUAAUAAGAGGAGCCACAUAAAGUGAUAAUGAAAAAAAAAGUACAAGUUGAAUUCUUUUGAAUGACCCCUACCAUGUGUGAAAUUUCCAGGAAGAGAAAUACCCUGGCUCGAGAAGCAGUUCACUUAAAAAUAAUGCACUUCUACAAGUGCUUGAGGACAGCAACCAUCUUUUUAGAAAUUAAAAUUUUCCUCCUCACACAAGAAGCUUCCAGGCUUUUGCUAUUUUUAGCAGGAUUCAACCACAUACUGUCAAUUCAGUUUGCUCAAUUAUAGUCUGGGAAACCUUUCACAGCACACCUGCUUCUUUAAAAGACUGCACUUUUUGCAACAAGGAAUGUGACAGAAAAAUGCACUAGAAAGUAUGGGAUAACACUUGCUUUGCUGCAACCUCACCUAAUCUCCCCACAAACAAAUGUGAGUAAAAUGCCUAUUAUAUUGACAAUGUUGCCUGGUCUCCCUGCAAAAGUCAGGAUGAAUGCUCAAUAAACAGGAUGCCUGGAAGUGUGAAAAGAAGCUGCAUGUUUAAAUGAUGA
This is a messenger RNA of Zootoca vivipara (common lizard), 2425 nucleotides long. RefSeq names its product guanylyl cyclase-activating protein 2-like. Gene Ontology annotation, molecular function: calcium sensitive guanylate cyclase activator activity; calcium ion binding. Gene Ontology annotation, biological process: visual perception. The record is from RefSeq and is a predicted model, not a curated record. Gene Ontology annotation, cellular component: photoreceptor inner segment; cone photoreceptor outer segment. Lineage: Eukaryota; Metazoa; Chordata; Lepidosauria; Squamata; Lacertidae.